Molecule: messenger RNA, 1316 nt
Organism: Ctenocephalides felis (cat flea)
Lineage: Eukaryota; Metazoa; Arthropoda; Insecta; Siphonaptera; Pulicidae
Product: apical junction component 1 homolog
Exons: 2
Coding region: 94-1161 (355 amino acids)
Biological process (GO): cell-cell junction organization
Cellular component (GO): apical junction complex; plasma membrane
Source: RefSeq, a predicted model, not a curated record
CCCAGCAGUGCUCGGAAAUGAACAUGAAUGAAUGAAGAGUUGUAGAACUGGGGAUAAGCAUAGAUAUUAGAAGAAUUAGAAGAUACAGCUAGUAUGGCCGAUACUAUUAGGCACAAAGGCGACAAUGACAGGGGAUCAGAUACUCCUAUCGAGGGUCGCAGAAAAAUCAGUCAAACGCUUCAAAACAAUUACUCAACCGACCAACAGAUGGUCAAAUGCCGAAAUAGUAAUUGCAAUAAAAUUGCAGAAACCGCCGAUGCUAAAAAGUUGUACAAAAACUGUCACAAUUGUAGCUAUAUGUAUUGCUCACGCGAAUGUCGCAGAGCUCAUUGGGAAAAACAUCGAAAAUUUUGCCUUCAUUCUCGAGUUUCCACACUUUGCCGGCACGUUAUUAAUUCUGCGAAAGAUGAUGAAAUGUCUUUACGUCACAUUUCACUGAUGGCAAGACAAGGUUACGAGACUCAUGGGCGAGGAGUCGUCAAGCUCACGUUCAAAAGUCCCGAAAGCGCCGAAUGUUUUGUUAAAAAUGGGUUUCAAAAAAUCGGAGAUCUCAAGUAUAUUAAAUGGCCAGAUUUGGUUCCUGCUGAAAUGGGUUCUGAAUUAUACUCCGAAUUACUACGAUUGUGCACUGCCUAUGAACCCUUAAAUAAGCUCGUGCUUUAUGUUAGCGUGUGCGUAGUUUCUGAGGCUCCAGGCUCUGGUGCUGUUAAAUGGGAAAGGCAGCUUGUAUCUAGAUGCGCUAAACUGAGGUUGGCGAAAAGCGUAAUCAGCGAGACCAUUGCCAAAAAAAACAGCGAGGAAUCGGCAAACGAACCAGAAACUAUAAUAUUUACCCCACUUUCCGGUGACGGUGCAUCACAAAAAUUGCGAGAGUUGUUUGUAGAAAAUAUACAUAGGCACUUGCGAAGAAAAGGAGUUAAUCUGCGACGUCACUUUCCAGAAAUUCACUCGAAAUUGAGUUCUUAUGCGGAUGUUGGUGGCGAUAGAUUUGCCCCAUUGACCAUCCAUCCGAAAGAUGAGUGUAGCGGCAAAACUUUUAUGUGCAUCAUUAUGCCAGUUGUUGACCGCGAGAAAUUAAGUGAUUUGCCUGUGGAUAGAGCUAGAAUCAAAAUUGUUGAUAUUAGUUUAAAGCAAGAAAAUGAAGCGCCGUCGACUGUGUGAAUUUUCAUCUGAAACUUACUAAGUGAUCCGCAUCCUUAUUAUUAAGCGUAUGACUAUACUCGUUUUUUCUUCGUACAAAGUAGGAUAUGUUGUUUUUUUGCUACAUUAAUUUAUAUAAAUUGAAUAAGUUUUGAUAUUGCCAUUUAUGUGAGGCA